Messenger RNA from Trypanosoma cruzi, 1590 nucleotides. RefSeq lists its product as uncharacterized. The record is from RefSeq and is a predicted model, not a curated record. Lineage: Eukaryota; Euglenozoa; Kinetoplastea; Trypanosomatida; Trypanosomatidae. Bases 1 to 1590 code for a protein of 529 amino acids. The transcript has a single exon.
AUGAGCAAAGUGGAUUUUGUGGCCGAUCAGCCGCGACCGCUGGAAGACUUUAUCGCCGUGACGGGCCUUAAAUUGGGGCAUGCGAAGGAAUGUUUUGAGCGUUUCGGUGGAUAUGCGCCGGCGUUGGCCUCGUUUGCUCAAUCAUAUCCCUCAUUGCCGACGGAUUACUUCGAGGAAGUGGGGAGGGUGGAAAAGAACGCGGAGGUCAUUAAUGCCGAGCUGAAACUCAUCUACAGGCGGGCGCGGGAAAUCAAGAGUCAAUCUGGCAAGGAAGACGAGGGUGUCUGGGCCGUUUACUACACGAGGCCGUCAACCACGGAGUCCAAGCCGCAGAAUUUCAAUGCCAGCAGUGCCGACAAGGCGCCGAAACCGUUUGGGUCCUUUUUUAGUUUUACCAGCACCACGAGCGCUGCACCGCCACCCGGCCCGAUGAAUUUUGGUUUUGGAGCCCAGCCUGCGCCUUCAUCCUCUGAGGCCGCCCCUGUUUCUACCACAUUCGGCGGCUUUGCUCAGAAAAAGACGACGGAGGAGAAGAAAAAGACAACAAAUAAUGAAAGGACGGUAAAGUACUGCGAAGCCACACAUUUCACUGGACCUCUUUUUGACAUGCCUCUUUUCUGGCGGGAGGAGGUGGAGGGACGGUGUCCGUUGUUGAAUCUUGACAAGGGAUUCCUUGAGGAGAACCGCGAUGUCCUGCGCAAGAGACUGGAAAAAUGGGUGAAGAAGGCUGAAUUCUUCGUGAAACCUGUCCAAUACCUGGAGGUUGAUGAUGAGGAUGAAGAGACUAUUCGUGUAAUUAUCAAAGAUGCGGACCGUACCUUUUUCCAUCCUGAACACCGCAAUAAAUUUGUGAAUUUUCUUACUGCUAUGCAUAAUGAAUUUAACGCAUAUGGACAAGCCAUGAGUUACCUAGCUGGGCUUUGUUUGCUGGUUCUAAGUGAGGAGGAAACUGCCGCGGUACUUCGGUAUGUGGCAAAUGUUCAUAUUCCGGGGCACUGGGCUGCCGAGGCUGUUGGCUUUUCGACCACUGCCUGGGUUGUGGAGGGCUUUAUGAAGCGAAAGUUUCCUGAUGUGGCGAAGCAUCUUGAGGAGCUGAAAUUGUGGCCUGACACAUACCUUCAAAAGGUUCUUACUGGUCUUUGCAUCCACGUCCUUGAUUUUAAAGAUCUCUUUGUAUUCCUGGACCUUUUCAUGGAUGGCGGAGUGAAGUUUCUCAUCAAAUAUUGUCUUGCGAUUGUGGAGCACUUUCGCAGUGAUCUCCUCCGCAUUAAAUCCGCGACGGCCGCAAAUGAAGUGUAUGAAAUCAUGCGACUUGACGCCAAAGUUGCCGAUUCUCACGAUGUGAAAGCUAUUCUCCGGCGUGCGCCGUUAAUUGACCUUGGAGCGGAGGGGGAUUUGAUUGACAUCUUGCGCAUGGAAGCGUACAACACCCAUGUUGCGCCUCGACUGCAAAGAGCCCCGAAGACUGAGGCGUUUGAACCAUGUGCCGUGUGUAAUGAACGAAAGCCGAUAUGGUGGAAUGACGAUCUUGGGGCGGUGUGCACGGAAUGUAGGGAUGCGGCUCCGGAACUUAGUUAUACCAAAUACUAA